Messenger RNA from Apis florea (little honeybee), 7923 nucleotides. RefSeq names its product Fatty acid synthase 1 (gene FASN1). Gene Ontology annotation, molecular function: 3-oxoacyl-[acyl-carrier-protein] synthase activity; oxidoreductase activity; fatty acid synthase activity. Gene Ontology annotation, biological process: fatty acid biosynthetic process. Lineage: Eukaryota; Metazoa; Arthropoda; Insecta; Hymenoptera; Apidae. The record is from RefSeq and is a predicted model, not a curated record.
AUAACGAGAUGCUCACGAGCUAGACGUUAGCCAGUUUUCUGCGACGUGCCCAUGGUGCUUAUACUGGUUUUAUCGAUAGGGAAACUGCACGUCGCGUAUAUAUAAAAUUACUAAAUAGCAGAGCCAUUUUUCUAUUUAAAUAUUAUUACCAUUUCGUUAUUCCUUCAUUAUUGUCAUUACAAGUUGGUCGACAAGAUCUACUCUAUUUAUUUCUAAUUUAGUGGUGAACGUUAAUUAAAUACGCAGGAUUUUCGAGCAAAAAGGAAAAUAGAAUUCAACAACAUUUGUCAGGAUUAUAUCCACGUGUGAGCUUAUAGUCCACUAGGCUCCCACGUCUGAUAGAUUCUGUAAAAUAACUUAAAUAUAUUUGAAAAAACUAAUUAUUAAUAUUUAUCACAAUGCCAGCUCAAUUUGAAAGUGCAAACACUCCUGUCGUAGGAGAACCAACUAUGAUGAAUGGUGAUACCACUCCAUACAAUAUAAAUGAUGAAAUUGUAAUUAGUGGUUUUUCAGGACGUUAUCCUGAAUCUUCAAAUGUUGAAGAAUUUAAGAAAAAUUUAUUUGAGGGCAUCGACAUGGUCACAAAUGAUGAUCGUCGAUGGCCUUCCGGUAUGUAUGGCCUACCUGAGAGAAGUGGUAAAUUGAAGGAACUCAAUUUAUUCGAUGCUACCUUCUUUGGUGUUCAUGCCAAACAGGCUCAUGUAAUGGAUCCACAAUUACGUAUGCUCUUGGAAGCAACUUACGAAGCAAUCAUAGACGCUGGUAUUAAUCCAAAUGAUAUUAGAGGAUCUAAGACUGGCGUAUUCAUUGGAGUCUCUGCAUCAGAAUCAGAUGAAUAUUGGACUAAUGAUCCAGAUCAAAUUAAUGGAUAUGCAUUGACCGGUUGCUGUAGAGCUAUGUUUCCAAAUAGGAUUUCAUAUUCAUUUGAUUUCAAUGGUCCUAGUUAUGCUAUAGACACUGCAUGUUCAUCGUCUUUAUAUGCCAUGCAUCAAGCAAUAGCUUCAAUUCGUUCAGGAGAAUGUAAUUCUGCUAUUGUUGGUGGUUGCAAUCUUCUUUUAAAACCUACCCAAUCUCUUCAAUUCCAUCGAUUAAGCAUGUUGUCUUCAGAUGGUAUGUGUAAAACAUUUGAUGCUGAUGGUAAAGGAUAUGUCAGAUCAGAGGCUGUCUCUGUACUCUUUCUGCAAAAAGCAAAAGAUGCACGUAGAGUGUACGCUACAGUUAUACAUUCUAAAACCAAUACUGAUGGUAACAAAGUACAAGGAAUCACUUUUCCUAAUGGAGAAAUGCAAAAUAAAUUAAUGCGCGAGAUUUAUGUAGAAGCAGGUAUUAAUCCUGCAGAUGUUUCUUAUGUAGAAGCUCAUGGUACUGGAACAAAGGUUGGUGACCCUCAAGAAGUCAAUUCUAUAGCAAAUUUGUUUUGCAAAGGUAGAAAGAGUCCUCUAUUAGUUGGUUCUGUUAAAUCUAAUAUGGGACACUCGGAACCUGCUAGCGGAGUAUGUUCCAUAUCGAAAUUGCUUAUUGCUAUGGAAGAAGGUAUAAUUCCAGGUAAUUUGCAUUUCAAAAUUCCGAAUGCAGACAUACCAGCAUUGAAUGAUGGAAGUAUACAAGUUGUGGAUAAAAAUAUGCCAUGGAAAGGUGGAUUUGUGGCUGUAAAUUCGUUCGGUUUUGGUGGAGCUAAUGCACAUAUUCUUCUUCGUAGCCAUCCAAAACCAAAAUUAUUACCAGUUCUAGACAGUAAAGUACCCAAAUUAGUAACUAUAUCUGGUCGUACUGAAGAAGCUGUAAGAGUUCUUUUGAACAAAGCUCAAGAAUAUGAAAAAGAUGAUGAGUUCAUUGCUCUACUUCAUGAUAUUUAUGCAAAUAAUAUAUCUAAUCAUUUGUAUCGAGGAUAUUCUGUUAUGGGAAAUGUUAAACUUGGAGAAAUUAAUCAAUAUGUUGACAAGAAACAUCCUAUUUGGUUUGUGUUCUCUGGUAUGGGAUCUCAAUGGCCAGGCAUGGGUAAAGAUUUAUUGAAUAUCGAAAUAUUUCAAAGAAGUUUACGAAAAUGUGCUGAAGCUUUAAAACCUGAAGGAAUUGAUCUAAUGAAUCUUAUUUUGAAUGGAACAUCUGAAACCUUUGAAAAUGUUCUUCAUUCAUUUGUAUCAAUUGCAGCCAUCCAAGUUGCUCUAGUAGAUGUAUUAACAUACCUAGGAAUUCAACCUGAUGGUAUCGUUGGACAUUCUGUUGGUGAAUUAGGAUGUGCUUAUGCAGAUGGUACAUUUACACCAGAACAAACUGUUUUGGCAGCAUAUUGGAGAGGAAAAACGAUCAUGGAUUCAAAUUUACAGCUUGGAGCAAUGGCUGCUGUUGGAUUAAGUUGGGAAGAAGUAGCAGCUCGAUGUCCACCUGACGUAACACCAGCUUGCAAUAAUGCAAGUGAUUCUGUAACAAUUUCUGGUCCAAUUGAAUCUCUUAAGAAAUUUACAGAAGAAUUAAAAAAAGAUAACAUUUUUGUAAAAAUAGUAAAUAGCUCUGGUGUUGCUUUCCAUAGCAAAUAUGUAGCUCCAGUAGGACAAAAGCUUCGUACUAUGCUAGAAAAAAUUAUUCCAAAUCCAAAACAGAGAUCUUCCAGAUGGAUUUCUACAUCAAUACCUGAACAAGCAUGGAGCACUCCAUUAGCACAACUUAGCAGUGCUGCGUAUCAUGUAAAUAAUUUAUUAUCACCUGUGCUGUUUUACCAAGCAUUAUCUCAUAUUCCGGAAGAUGCAAUAGUUAUUGAAAUUGCACCACAUUCUCUGUUACAAGCAAUUUUACGAAGAUCACUGCCUCCAUCUGUAACCAAUAUUGGUCUACAUAAACGAAACCAUUCAAAUAAUCUAAAUUUAUUGCUAGAAAAUAUAGGAAAAAUAUAUAUGGCAGGAGGACAACCCAAAGUUUCUAAGUUGUAUCCACCAGUUAAUUAUCCAGUUGGUCAUGGUACACCUAUGAUUAAUAGUUUGGUUAAAUGGGAUCAUUCUGUACAAUGGGAUGUAGCUACUUUCUCUUCAGCGAGUUCAUCCUUCGGAGAAAAUGUAGUAGAAUUCGAUCUAUCUAAAGAAUCAGAUGAAUAUUUAAUUGGUCAUAAUAUCGAUGAAAGAAUUCUUUUCCCUGCUACUGGUUAUCUAUUAAUAACUUGGAAAACCUUUGCAAAACUACGAGGAGUUGAUUAUGAGCAAUUGCCAAUUACAUUUGAGAAUGUAAAAUUUCAAAGAGCUACUAUCAUGCCAAAGGAAGGAGUUGUGAAAUUUUUAAUUAAUAUAUUCAUGGGUACUGGUCAGUUUGAAAUUUGUGAAAAUGGAUCUGUGGCAGUAACUGGAACAAUUUCUGUACCAGAUGAUAUCAAUAAAAUGUUAUUAAAUAUUCCUGCACCAAUUUUAAAAAAAGAAAGUGAAUUAUUGGAACUGAAUAUAAAUGAUAUUUACAAAGAACUUAGAUUAAGAGGAUAUCAUUACAGUGGAAUCUUUCAAGGUAUUAAAUCCAUCUCUAAUAGUAAAAUUUCUGGUAGACUUCUUUGGAACAAUAACUGGAUUGCAUUCAUUGAUACUAUGCUUCAAUUUUCCAUCCUUGAAAAGGAUACUAGAGGAUUAUAUGUACCUGUUCGCUUACAAUAUGCUGCCAUCAAUCCUACUGUUCAUUUAGACUUUAUCAAAAAUUAUAAGGAAAAUGAGGGUGUUCCAGUAUACUUUUAUUCAAAUAUUGAUGUUAUUAAAUCAGGUGGUAUUGAAAUCAGAAAAAUGAAAGCCUCUUUGAUUGCGAAAAAACAACAAUAUCGAGUUCCUAAAUUUGAGAAAUAUUUGUUUAUACCUUUUGAAAAUUCCCAACCAUUAGCACAGGAUCCAGAAAAAGCCAAGCAAUAUGCUCUUGCUGUACUUCUACAAAUUAUUUGUGAAAAUAUAGGACGCAAAAAAACCAAAAUUGUUGAAGUGGCUGGAAGUCGUCCUGUAGAUUACCUGUUUGUGUCUGAUAUAAUUCACUUUUCUAAUUCAGAAAUUCAACUUAAUUUCGAAUUAGAAGUGGUAGUAGGUUCACGUAAACAGUAUAGUGGCUUAGAAGAACUUAAUGUUACUCUUUCAAUACGUAAUGAAGAGAAAGAACCAGUCGCCGAAGAUUCACAUCUCGUAAUAGCUAGCAACAUAUUGUCUAAUAAUUCAUGGAAUAUAUUGAAAAAUCUGACAGAUAGUUUGGUAAAUAAUGGAUUUCUCUUUUUGGAAGAAACAAAUCAAAUUGACGUUAACUCGGCUAAUUUAUUAAACCAAAAUAUGAUUCAUAUUGCCACACAAGUUGUUGCUGGAAGCUCGUAUCAUCUAUUUAGAAAAAAAGAACAUAGAUCUGCUCCUAUUGUUAUACAAAUAACAGAAAAGAAUUUUAUGUGGUUAGAAGGUGUAAAAGCGGCUUUAAAAAAAGUUGCAACUGAAAAUCAGGAACUUCUAUUGGUUAGCCAGGGCGAAGAAUUACUUGGUAUAAUUGGAUUCAUGAAUUGUAUUCGUUUAGAAGAUGGUGGUGCGAAAACAAGUUAUGUUUUCAUUCAAGACAAAAACUUACCUAAAUUUAAUUUAAAUGAUAAAUUUUAUACUCAACAAUUGAAUAAACAUUUGGUAGCUAAUGUUCUAAAAGGAGGACAAUGGGGAAGUUAUAGACAUUUACAAUUAGAUUUACAAAAUGAAGAAUCUCUGCAAGUUGAACACGCCAAUAUUAAUGCUUUGUUUAGAGGUGAUUUGAGUAGCUUAAGAUGGAUUGAAAGUCCACUCAGCUAUUAUCAGCCAGAAAAAUUUCCAAACACAUUGUUAUGCUCUGUAUACUAUGCACCAUUAAACUUUAGAGAUAUCAUGUUAGCAACUGGAAAGUUGCCACCAGAUGCUCUGCCUGGAAAUCUAGCUACUCAAGAAUGUAUAUUGGGUCUUGAGUUUUCAGGACGUGAUCCAAAAGGUCAACGAGUCAUGUCUAUGGUGGCCGCACGUGGUUUAGCUACUACUGUUGUAGCUGAUCCUAAGUUUAUGUGGAAAGUACCUGAUAAUUGGUCUUUGGAACAGGCAGCAACUAUUCCGGUUGCUUAUGCUACUAGUUAUUAUGCUCUAUGUGUCCGUGGUCGCAUGAAACGAGGUGAUAGUGUUUUGAUUCAUGCUGGUAGUGGAGGUGUUGGACAAGCUAGUAUUUCUAUAGCGUUGCACACAGGAUGCACAGUAUUCACUACCGUUGGAACUCAAGAGAAACGAGAUUUCUUGAAAAAAAUGUUCCCUCAAUUAACUGAUAGAAACAUCGGCAAUUCUCGAGAUACCAGCUUUGAACAAUUAAUACUUACCGAAACUAAUGGACGUGGCGUAGAUAUAGUGCUUAACUCGCUAGCUGAAGAAAAAUUACAAGCUAGUGUCAGAUGUCUUGCUAUUGGUGGUCGUUUUCUUGAAAUUGGAAAAUUUGAUUUAUCGAAUGAUUCUCCUCUUGGAAUGUCUGUGUUUUUAAAAAAUGCCUCUUUCCAUGGAAUACUUUUGGAUGCUAUUUUGGAAGGUGAUAGUCCAGAGAGAAGAGAAACUGCAAGACUCGUCAACGAAGGAAUAGAGAAUGGUGCUGUUCGGCCACUUCCUUCAACAGUUUUUUCAGAACAACAAAUUGAGCAAUCUUUCAGAUUUAUGGCUACUGGCAAACAUAUUGGUAAAGUUUUAUUGAAAAUUCGAGAUGAGGAAAAGCAAAAAGUUAUACAACCAACAACAAAGAUAGUUUCAGCCAUUCCACGCACAUAUAUGAAUCCUGAAAAAUCAUACAUAAUAAUUGGUGGCCUUGGUGGAUUUGGUUUGGAACUUUCAGAAUGGAUGAUCAUACGUGGUGCAAAAUAUAUAGUCUUAACUUCAAGAUCUGGCAUACGUACUGGCUUUCAGUCAUUGUGUGUUCGUCGCUGGCGUGAGAUGGGUGUACAUAUUAAAAUUUGCACAAUGGAUAUAUUAACAUUAACUGGAACGAAACAACUUAUUAAAGAAAGCAAUGAACUUGCUCCUAUUGGUGGUAUAUUCAAUUUAGCAGCUGUUCUACGAGAUGGUCUCAUUGAAAAUCUCUCGGAAUCUGAUUUUAUAAUGUCAGCAUCACCUAAAAUUACCAUAACUAAGAAUUUAGACAUAGUAUCACGAGAAUAUUGUUCCUCGUUAGAUUAUUUUGUUGUGUUUUCAUCUGUUUCGUGUGGAAGAGGUAAUUUAGGUCAGAGUAAUUAUGGUUUAUCAAAUUCUGCUAUGGAAAGAAUAAUGGAAAAUAGACAAGCAAAUGGUUUACCUGGUCUUGCCAUUCAAUGGGGAGCUAUUGGUGAUGUUGGUCUAAUUAUAGACACAAUGAAUGGUUCUAGUGAUACUGAGAUUGGUGGUACUUUGCCUCAACGCAUACAAAGUUGUCUUGAUACAAUGGAUAUCUUCCUUCAACAACCACAUCCAGUUUUAUCUUCCAUGGUUAUAGCAGAUAAAAGGGUAGAAGUUGGAACAAAAACUAGUGUAGUUGAAGCAGUAGCCAAUAUCAUGGGUAUUAAAGUAUUGGAAUCCAUUAAUCCCAGUGUUACUUUAGCUGAUCUUGGAAUGGACUCCCUGAUGGGAACAGAAAUUAAACAGACUCUCGAGAGGAACUAUGAUCUAAUAUUGUCGGCAUUAGAAAUUCGUACUUUGACAUUUAAAAAAUUACAACAGCUUGAUGGUCCUAUUGCAGAAGAACAAGCGAAUACUUCUACAGAUUCAGAAGAAAAUAUCGUAGAAGAUUUUCUAUUCCAAGUUAAUUCUUCAGAACUUGUACCUAUUAAAUCUCUUGUACAAUUGGAAUCAAAGAGUUCAAAAGGACAGCCAUUAUUCAUUGUUCACGCUAUUGAAGGAACACAAACACCAUUUAAAACUUUAGCUAGUGAAUUAGAACGACCUGUUUGGAGCUUUCAGUGUAUUGAAAAUAGUCCACUAGAAUCUGUAUCAGCAUUAGCUGCUUUUUAUGUGAAAGAAAUGCAGAAGAUUCAAGCUAAAGAACCAUAUCAUGUAGCAGGAUAUUCCUUUGGGGCUUGCAUUGCAUUUGAAAUGGCCGUUCAGUUGGAAAAGGCUGGAAAUGCAGUAGUUUUAACUCUCCUUGACGGUUCACCGGCUUACGUGAAAUUACAUUCUGUGGAAAUUGGAAAGCUUGCUAAUCAAGAUGAUGUGAAUGCAAAUGGUUACAGAAAAUCUUUAUCGUAUUUCAUCAAACAAUUUAAUAAGAAGAUCAAUUUCACUCAGACUUAUGACAUCUUAGAAUCUGUACCCGAUGAAGAGUUAUUAGAUAAAGUGGUAGAAAUUAUAGACGAACCUCAACUGAAUGUUAAAGACUUAAAAGUUGCUGGUCUAUUAUUCUAUAAGAAACUGCUGGCAGUUUAUAAUUAUAAUCCAAGUGUAUUUAAUGGAGAUAUUUUAUUAAUUAGAGCCAAAGAUAAUUUUGUUGAUUUAGACGAAGAUUAUGGUUUAUCAGAGAUUUGUAAGAAAAAAGUAAAAAUUGAAAAAUUACCCGGAAAUCAUAGAAGCAUUUUAGUAGGAAAGAAUGCAUCACAAAUUGCAAAUAUUUUAAGAACGUAAAAAAUAUAUUUCAAUUUAUAAAAUUAUUCUAAAUUCAGAAAAUUAUUCUGUAAUAUUAAUAUCAUUACUUAAAUGUACAUAAAUGUUGCAUAGAAACAUUCCAAAGAGCUCUUAAUGUACAUGAUAAUAAUGAUCAUCAAAAACUUAACAUUUAAUUUUUAAUAUGAUUUCUACAUAUAUUUUCUGUAAAAUUCCUUUUGUACAAAUAUUUCUUACCUCAGGUUUUUACAUGCAUUGUUUAUAUCAUCUACAUUAUUAAGUUAUGUAGUCAAUUUUUCUAUUUUCUAUCAAAAAUAUCUUAGAUUGUGAAAUGAUAAAUAAACAUCGAGGGAGAUGGGCGUGUAUAAAGGAA